AUGGCCUCUAGUGGCACUCAACCUAUGGCAAUCGAGCCCGUAAUGACGGCCGAAGUGAUGGACCUAGAUUCGCCACCUGUCCGACAUCACGAUGGGAUUCCUCCAUCGCUCGAGCUGCGGCUCUACGUGUCGCAUUUCCUCUCCACGUGGAACUCCCGACUCUUUGAGUUCGGCGCCGUGCUCUUCCUGGCAUCGAUUUUCCGUGAUACGCUGCUACCCAUGUCCGUUUACGCGCUGGCCCGGAGCGGCGCUGCCAUUGUUUUUGGUCAGUCGAUUGGGUCUUGGAUUGACCGUGGCGAUCGCCUGGCGGUGGUGCGCAUAUCGAUCGUCGGCCAGCGGCUGGCGGUUGCUUUGAGCUGCGGCCUGUUCUGGGCUCUGGAAUUGCGGGGUCGUUGGCUGGACUCCCCCGAUCGUGGGGAUGGCCUCUUUGCCCUGACUGUGGUGCUGGCUUGCGUCGAAAAGCUGUGCGCCAUCAUGAACCUAGUGUCGGUCGAGAGGGAUUGGAUUGUCGUAAUCACCGAGGGAAAUGAAUCAACACGCCAAAUUUUGAACGCAAGGAUACGGAGGAUCGACCUCUUUUGCAAGCUAGUGGGACCACUGAUCAUUUCAGCAAUCGCUGGAGCAUCGACUCUUGUUGCCAUCUGGACCACCUUGGCCAUGAGCAUGCUGUCGGUGGCAGUGGAAUAUAUCUGCAUCGCUCAGGUUUACAAGCAUGUGCCAGCCCUCGCGGUUCAUCGAGAGGAUGCAGAUGCGCCUGCGCAAUCGGGAGUGACGACCUCUACCGGGACCGCUGCUUUGUCGUGGAUGAGAGGCAUGGCCUAUCGCGUCUUGCCCAUCGACUCGUUCCCGUUUUACUUCCGCCAUCCAGCCUUCCUGCCGUCCUUUUCCCUUGCGCUGCUCUAUCUGACUGUGCUUUCCUUCUCGGGCCAAAUGAUAACUUACCUGGUUUCGGUUGGCUACAGCUCCUUGCACGUCGGAGUGGCCCGCACCGUCAGCACCGUGUUUGAGCUGAGCGCCACGUGGAUUGCGCCUCGCCUGAUGAAGCGGAUCGGCAUCGUCAGAGGAGGUAUUUGGAGUCUCUGCUGGCAAAUGGCCUGGCUCGCCGCCGCUGUAGCAUGGUUUUUUGCCGAUGCUUCUGGCAAGGGCACCGGCGGUCUAUCCUCUGCGACGGGGCUUGUCGUCACCGUUGCCCUCAGUCGCAUCGGACUCUGGGGCUAUGAUUUGUGCGCGCAAAAUAUUAUCCAGGAUGAGGUCGAGUCGGAACAUCGCGGGACUUUCUCCACCGUCGAGGCGUCGUUCCAGAAUCUAUUCGAACUCCUUUCGUAUGCGUCCACGAUUGUAUUUUCCCGACCGGAUCAGUUCCGAUGGCCCAUGGUCAUUAGUGUCGUGGCCGUGUAUGCUGCGGGUGGCUUAUAUACGGCCUUUGUGCGGCGGCGACGUGGACACCUUUUUCAUGCGCCGCCGUGUAUGGGAGACAAAAAGAGACCGAUUAUUAGACGGGAGGAAAGUACGUUUAGCUGA
Molecule: messenger RNA, 1521 nt
Organism: Pyricularia pennisetigena
Lineage: Eukaryota; Fungi; Ascomycota; Sordariomycetes; Magnaporthales; Pyriculariaceae
Exons: 4
Coding region: 1-1521 (506 amino acids)
Biological process (GO): iron ion transmembrane transport
Cellular component (GO): membrane
Molecular function (GO): iron ion transmembrane transporter activity
Source: RefSeq, a predicted model, not a curated record